Hibiscus syriacus is the source of this 810-nucleotide messenger RNA. RefSeq lists its product as uncharacterized. Bases 76 to 786 code for a protein of 236 amino acids. The transcript has a single exon. The record is from RefSeq and is a predicted model, not a curated record. NCBI's taxonomy places the organism in Eukaryota, Viridiplantae, Streptophyta, Magnoliopsida, Malvales, Malvaceae.
UCGAAUCAUCAAAUUUCCAUUUUGUUUUUUCUUUUUUAAAUUUCUCCGAUUCAUUCUCAAUCUCGAAACCCAACAAUGCAGUCCACAAUUCAAUUGAAAUCUCAAUUUCUUCACUCCAGAACUGAUUUUUUCUUAAACCCAUUUCUCGAAUCACCAAUUCCCCUUCAGAAUUUCACCAAUUCAUCGAAAUCUCCAGUUUUCGCCGCUUUUCCUUUGUUUUCACGCAAAACCCAGAUCCGAAAACCGAUUGUUUGUGCAAGAAAAAGCAAAAGAAGAUAUGGGUCCAAAAGAUCGACGGAUUUAGCGCUUGAACUGAUCUCAACUCUGGCUUCAAAUCUCAAGGUUUUACCUCCACCGCUGGAUCUGGUCCUUCAACAUUUAGUUGCUGCAGGCGGUGAAGGCCUCGGAUUCUUGAAUGGCUUCAAGGGAGGAAGAUUUUAUCAAUGGCAAAGACGAAGAGUGAGAAGAAUAAAUGGAGGGAAAAUUUUAGGGUCCUUAGUGAUUUUAGGGUCUUGCAUGGUUUGUCUGUUGCUCGGGAAAGACGUAAGAAGUGAUUUACUUUUUGGGAUUUUAGGGUUCAUCUGUUUUGUGCUUGCAUUGAUCAAGGAGUGGGGGAGAGGGUUUAAAGAUUGGGUUUUUGGGUUUGUUUGUGUUGGAAUUUUGUUAGGGUUAGGGUUUAGGGGAAAUGGAGGAGUGAGAUGGAUUAAAGAAAUUAGGGUUCCUUCAUCUUCUUCAGUGAUGGAGAUUCUCAGGAGAGGCAAGAGGAGGGGUAGAUGGACAUUGUAAGAGGGAAAGUCUACGAGUUUUUCA